UGCUAGUAUAUAUAGACAACUGACUUGGUAUGCGUUUCCUAAAAUUUCCGUCGAAGAUAUCGGUAUAUCCAUGGUGAGUCGCUCCCCAUGACCUCCUCUCUCAGCCCUCAAGCACCCACGAUUCCCUCUAUAGUCCGACGCUGCCGCCAUCACCGUCGCCUACGUACACAUUCUCUCUUAGUCUCUCUCCUCUCCAAACAAUCAUUUCCCCAGAUGAGAUGAGCACCACCACCGACAUCCUCCACGGAGCCACCGUCAUCACAAAUUAGUCCACAUUCCACGGUCCAGAGGAAAAUUAUAUGAUAUAGUCAAUCAUUCGUAGGAGGAAACGAAAGAUUACAAAGAUUUCUGAUUUAAUUUUUGGUAUUAAGGUGCAUGCUAGAAUGGCAUGGUUCUUGAUUGUUUCUUCAGCGAUUGUACUUUGGGUAGCUUCGUUAUUCAAAAUUAUUCACGGCUCAUAUUCGCUUCCCAAGGGCACUUUUUUGAAUAAUUUGAAAAAUGGUGGCAGUUUCAACAAGAGAAAUGUUUUGUUCGUUGUUGCCCACCCAGAUGACGAGUCCAUGUUCUUUACUCCAACAAUAAACUAUCUGACCUCGAGAGGGCAUAAUGUUCACAUUUUAUGCUUGUCAAUUGGUGAUGCAGAUGGCAAGGGAACUACAAGAAAAGAAGAGCUCUACCAGGCUUCUGCAAUUCUCAAGGUUCCGCAUCAACAAGUGUCGGUUCUGGAUCAUCCAGAUCUUCAGGAUGGUUUUGGCAAAGUUUGGAACGAUAGCAUAUUGGCAAAUAUUAUCGAAGAGGAAAUUACAAGAAACAGCAUUGACUUGAUAAUUACUUUUGAUAACUACGGAGUUUCAGGCCAUUGUAACCACCGUGAUGUGCAUUAUGGGGUAAGGACAAGAAUCUGUGCACCAGAUCCUAAUAACAAAUUCCUAAAUAUGUUUGAUAUUUAUGACAGAUGUUACAAAAAAGUUAAGACCAGGAAACUCUUACAAGCUUCGUCACAAAGGAAAAUUGAAGCCUGGGAACUCGUUAGUACAAACAUAUUUCGCAAGUAUAGCGGACCAGUCGAUAUCUGGCUGUCCAGUUUAAAUCCCAUGCAAUCCUCACAUGAAGUGGUGCAUUGCUUGCUCAAUGAGCAGCCCAGAAAGAGCUUCCUAGCGAUGGCACAACAUUCCAGCCAAUGGGUUUGGUUCCGCAAGCUGUUUGUAGCAUUUUCCAGUUACACGUAUGUGAACACGCUUAAAAAAAUGUAGUAGCCACAUGGUAGAUGUUCUGUUUCUGUGGAUAUACUGCCACUGCCAGCUGCGGAUAUGUUUUUUUCUUUUUGUUCGUGUCCUUACUUUUAGAGUUUCUUUUUGUUCGUGUGGAUACACUGAUUUGCAAAUUUUUGAUUGCAUCCGGGAUAACCUUUCAUCUAUGAAUUUAAGCGAGCAAUACAAUAGCAAUCCUAUCGAAUGGAAUAACUCUUUUGUUCUGCC
This is a messenger RNA of Pyrus x bretschneideri (Chinese white pear), 1478 nucleotides long. Its product is annotated as probable N-acetylglucosaminyl-phosphatidylinositol de-N-acetylase. Bases 384 to 1253 code for a protein of 289 amino acids. Gene Ontology annotation, molecular function: N-acetylglucosaminylphosphatidylinositol deacetylase activity. Gene Ontology annotation, biological process: GPI anchor biosynthetic process. The transcript has 13 exons. Gene Ontology annotation, cellular component: endoplasmic reticulum. NCBI's taxonomy places the organism in Eukaryota, Viridiplantae, Streptophyta, Magnoliopsida, Rosales, Rosaceae. The record is from RefSeq and is a predicted model, not a curated record.